AUGUACUCACACCCACCAUUCAAUGUGGAGAAUAUCUCGAAGUGUCUAAUGACCGUUUCCUGGGCCUACGAACAAUAUAUAUGCUUACCAGACACCUUUCAGAACCAAGGAAAAUCCUAGAACGUGUAGCAGACUACAUAUUCUGGGAUGGAGAGGCAUGCAAUUUGGAGACCAACUUGAUCGUGCUUCACGCAGAAAAGGCUGUUGAUAAAUAUCAGUAUUUUUAUCAGUCCUUGCAGCUGCGUGUAAGCCCAAAAGCUCCGUAAAUGUUAGAAUUCACAAUCUACUGACGGGACAUUGAC
This is a messenger RNA of Aspergillus pseudotamarii, 302 nucleotides long. RefSeq lists its product as uncharacterized. The record is from RefSeq and is a predicted model, not a curated record. Lineage: Eukaryota; Fungi; Ascomycota; Eurotiomycetes; Eurotiales; Aspergillaceae. The coding region runs from base 81 to 266 and encodes 61 amino acids. The transcript has a single exon.